AUGGCACUAGCGGCAUUGGUCACAGAUCCUGUGACGCCGCUGCGCAGGGAGCAGCAGGCUGGGGCCACAGACGUGUGGGAAGACAGGGAGACACUGGCGUGGCUGAAAGGAGAGACCGCGGAGGGAGCAACAGUCUCAGCAAGGGCCCGUAGCAGAGGGCAGCACUACCGCUGGUACCAGGACCAGGUGCAGAUAAGGACGCAGGAUGGCUGGAAGCGGGUGCCAGAGCCGAAGGAGAGGGAAGGCGUGAUAAGGGAGGUGCAUAAUCGGCUGGGGCACUUCGGCCCGCUUCGCACACAGCAGCUUCUGCAGACAGGAUGGUGGUGGGCUGGGAUGCGGAAGGAGGUGAAGGACUGGGUGGCCAAGUGUCCAGCAUGCAUCAGGAAUCGAGCAGCAUUCGAGAGAAGCAAGGCUGAGCUGCAGCCUCUGCCCAUCGUGGGGCUGGGGUAUCGGUGGUCGCUGGACCUGGCGGGCGAGCUACCGUUGACCAAGCGAGGGCGGCGCUAUGUGGUGGUGAUGAUAGAGCACGUGAGUAAGUGGGUGGAAGUGAGAGCAGUCAGCCACAAGACUGCUGAGGCUGUGGCUGACGCCUUUGAAGAACAGGUGCUGACGCGGUUUGGAGCGUGUGGGGAGGUGCUGACAGACCAAGGCACCGAAUUCCAAGGGGAGUUUGAGGAGCUGCUAUCCUCGUGUUUGAUUCCCCACCGCACAACGUCCAGGUAUCACCCGCAGAGCGAUGGGCUGACGGAGCGCAUCAUUCAGACCCUGAAGCGAGGACUGCGAGCGUAUGGGGAGACCAGGAAGAGGGACUGGGACAGGCAGCUGCAUUGGAUAAUGGCGGGGUACAGGUUCAGCAAGCAAGCGGCGCUCCGAGACCUGUCCCCCUAUCAUCUCCUCUUUGGCAGGGAAGCGGUACUGCCGGUGGGAGCACCACGAGUCUUAACUGAUGUGGUUACUGCAGGGACGGCUGAGAAGUGGGCGGCAUUGGCAGCUGUGAGGGGGGAGUACCUGAGGCGACUGUUGCCAGCGGCGCUGGAGAGUCUGCAUGUGGCCCAGCUGAGGGACAUCCACCGCUACAGGCAGCGGCAGGAGCAAAGGGCGGGGGGAGCGCCAGCAGCGCUACAGCAAGGGCAGGAAGUGUAUAUUCGUCGCCCCAAAAAGGAUGGGUUGGAUGUGGGAUUGUCUCAGCAGCGGUGGACUCUGAAGGAGGUGAGGGAGUCAGGGGUACUGGUUCUGGAAAGUGAAGCAGGAGUGCGAGCCGUGGAUCACAUCACUAAUGUGGCACGAGCAGGAGGAUAUCGAGGUCCCGUGACCAGGGCGAGGGCGGCCAAGGGUCACGGGAGGGGGCAAGAGGUUAUCACAAGCCAGAAGCAGUAA
Closterium sp. Yama58-4 is the source of this 1377-nucleotide messenger RNA. NCBI's taxonomy places the organism in Eukaryota, Viridiplantae, Streptophyta, Zygnematophyceae, Desmidiales, Closteriaceae. The record is from the annotation of a GenBank genome assembly.